Messenger RNA from Aureobasidium melanogenum CBS 110374, 1119 nucleotides. RefSeq lists its product as uncharacterized. Gene Ontology annotation, biological process: regulation of transcription by RNA polymerase II. Gene Ontology annotation, molecular function: DNA-binding transcription activator activity, RNA polymerase II-specific; zinc ion binding. The transcript has 3 exons. Bases 1 to 1119 code for a protein of 372 amino acids. NCBI's taxonomy places the organism in Eukaryota, Fungi, Ascomycota, Dothideomycetes, Dothideales, Saccotheciaceae. The record is from RefSeq and is a predicted model, not a curated record.
AUGGAAGCAGAGGCACUUACAAGUAGCGACCGACAGCGCCGAGCACACAAAAAGUCUCGAAACGGCUGUCUGCAAUGCAAAGCUAGACAUGUCAAGUGCGACGAGCAGCAGCCGAUAUGUGGUCUCUGUAAGAGGGUCAAGAAGAAGUGUAGUCUUGCAAGUCUGGAAUACGGAGAGCUUGCUACAACCUUCAGAAACAACAACGUCGUGCCCAGCAAUGCCGCUCCCCAUCUUCAACCAUUGCCCCUUGCCGACCUGGAGCUGCUCUACCAUCAGAUGCGAUGCUACGAGGCCACUGGACAAGAUAGUGACGACAUUCAACUCGGAUUUACCUUUCCAUACGUGCUGCACAGUAUUUUAAGCUUGUCAGCACUUCUCCUCUUCUCCCAACAGCCCUCAAGGAUAGAGCUGUUAGAUCGAGCCUGUGCACACCAGAACUCUGCGCUGGCCCUGGUACGACCUCAUCUGGUAGACCUGACUAAGCAGAAUGUCAAUGCUGUAGUCAAGUUUUCUGCCAUUACAUCUGUUAUCGCUCUGGCACAGCCACUAUACCAACAUCCUUGCCGUAUUGGCCAGACGUCCGAUUCUAUCAGCGACAUGCUCAAUUCUUUUCACAUGGCGAGGGGCAUUAGGUCGGUUCUGGAGCGUCAAUGGCAGAUGGAGGGCAUUCACCAUGAUCCAGACGCAGGCCCUGAUCUCGACAAUGAAGAUCCCUGGCAGCAGGAUCUGAUGAUCAAGUGGCCACCAUACCCUGUUCUUCGCGACCUAAUCACGUCGCUUUGCACCUCUGAAGCGGACAGGUCAGUCUGCCUCGAUGCGACAAGGAAGAUAUUCUCCUUUAUCACUCUCUUGGAGGACCAGCCAAAUUUACAUCCUGAUGCGCGACUGAUACAAAUCUGGCCUAUUGAGAUCAAGAAGCGCUUUCUCAAUAUGUUGAUUGCACGGAGGCCUAUUGCUCUACUAAUUCUUGGCUACUACUCUGUCCUUAUGAAAUUGAGAUCAGAUACCAUGUGGCCGUUCGAUUCUUGGCCUGCAAAGCUUUUACAAAAAAUCGUAGAGGUACUGGGAGAUGAUUUGGGCGAGUAUCUAGAGUGGCCUAGGACUAGGGUGCUAUCGUAG